This is a messenger RNA of Coffea arabica (coffee), 570 nucleotides long. RefSeq lists its product as uncharacterized. The record is from RefSeq and is a predicted model, not a curated record. Lineage: Eukaryota; Viridiplantae; Streptophyta; Magnoliopsida; Gentianales; Rubiaceae.
AUGGAAAUCUCUGUCAUCUCCGAUGCAUUAACGUCAGUGGCCUCAACCCAAGGUUUAAGCUUAGGGGUUUCAAAGCUCAACUUCUGUUCAAAUCAGUCUUCUGAACAAUCCGCCGGAAUUCUUCAAAUCUCCGCCAUGAUUUUUCCUCUCGAUGCUGUUGCACCACCGCCGGUGAAGUCGAAUCGGACAAGAACUUUACCGCGUAGACUGAUCAAGAAAAGGCGUCGUACCAGAAGAAGAUCUUCAACCGGUGAUGAUGAUAAUGAUGAUCCGGAAGAAGUUUUCGGGUUUUUUGGCGGCGACGGAGGAGUUUUUGAUGGGCCGUUUAAUAAUGGUGGCGGCGGCGGCGGUAGUUGGAAUUUUGGUGGGUUUGGAGGGGCAAAUUGGGAAGGGUACUCAUCCAACUCGUAUAAUGAUCCAGCGUUCGAUUUUGUUUACGAGGUGUUGUCGUGGAUUGUUUUAUCGAAUUGUUUGCAUUUUGCGUUUAAGAAGGUUGUGAGGAUUGUGGCUGAUGUAUUUGGUGAUCCUGCUAGGGAGAAGGUCCCGAUGAGAUUGGAACCUGUUUGCUGA